AUGGCGAUGGCGAGUGAUGAAACAAUAAGUUCGAAUAAUUUAGAUGAAAUUUCUAAUCAUGAUUUUAAUUUGAAUGGCCCUAGACACGGCUUUGGGGAUCCCUUCACACCCCACGACUACAACGAAUCAUACCCACUCCUCCCUUACUUUGUUUCUAAUAGGCAUUUCACUGGUGGAAAUCCAUACCCUGACGAUCCACCCGAUCCCGAUUGGAGGCUCAAAGAGCGCCUUAAAACUAUCAGUUGCGCAAUAGUUCUCUGCUUAAAUCUCGGCGUUGAUCCUCCGGAUGUCGUUAAGACUGAGCCCUGCGCUGUCCUUGAAACCUGGGUUGAUCCAAGUCAUAUGCCACCCACUAAAGCCAUUGAAACUAUUGGUCGUAACUUACAGCAACGUUUCGAAAGCCUAUCACAGCGUACACGUGUUAAACAGUACCUGGACCCCUCUGUCGAAGAAAUGAGAAAGCUCUGCGCAAGUCUUCGUCGAAAUGCUAAAGAAGAACGUGUCGCUUUUUACUAUAACGGUCAUGGCGUCCCAAAGCCCACAGCUAGCGGUGAAAUUUGGGUCUUUAACAGAAACUACACUCAGUAUAUCCCUUUAUCGGUUUUCGAUAUACAGUCCUUCAUUGGCAGUCCUGGUAUCUAUAUCUGGGAUUGCUCAUGUGCCGGAAAUAUUCUCAAUUCUUUUGUCAAAUUCGGCGAAAGGAGGGACGAUGAUAUUCGAGCUGCACAUGAAUCAACCAAACAAAUGGCUGCUGCUAAUAAUAUGGCUCACACUAUGCCUACCUCCCCUUUCCCUGCUUCUGUUGAUGGUAGACCUGAUACUCCCCCUGUCUUCUUUGCCCCACUAGGUGACUCAAUUCAUAUGGCUGCUUGCUCUUCGGACGAAAUGCUUCCUAUGACUCCCGAAUUACCUGCCGAUUUGUUCACUUCAUGUCUUUCAUCCCCAAUAGAGAUGGCUGUUCGCUUCUUCUUACUACAAGAUCCUUUAUCAACAAAACCCGACCUCGAUCUUUGUUUGAAGAUACCUGGUGAAUUGAAAUUACGUAAAUCACCUUUAGGCGAGCUCAAUUGGAUUUUCACUGCUGUCACUGACACAAUAGCUUGGACUACUUUUCCAAGAGAGACUUUCAAAAGACUUUUUAGACAGGACUUGAUGGUCGCUGCACUUUUUCGAAAUUUCCUUUUGGCUGAGCGUGUUAUGCGAAAUUAUCACUGUACACCAAUGUCUCACCCAGUCUUACCACCAACAUACGAUCACCCAUUGUGGCAAAGCUGGGACUUAGCUGUCGAUGGCUGUCUUUCACAAUUGCCAGCAUUAUUGAAUCAAGAAAAAUUAACUAGAGAAGCACAAUACAAUGAUCAAGCUGCGAUAGAACUGAAGAAGGCAAACCUGGUACAUUACAAGCAGUCGUCCUUCUUUCAAGAUCAGUUAACAGCCUUUGAGGUGUGGCUCAGUAGGGGUUUAUCGAGCAGUUCGGGACCAGCCACCGCCCCUCGUUCAAUGCCUGCCACCUGGGAUCCUGUCAAGCGCAAAGAUUACAACCCGCCUCGUAAACCUCCAGACCAGUUGCCGAUAGUAUUGCAAGUCUUACUUUCACAGGCUCAUAGAUUGCGAGCACUUGUGUUACUGUCCCAUUUCCUUGAUUUAGGUCCAUGGGCGGUCAAUUUAACCCUUUCAAUUGGCAUUUUUCCAUACGUUCAGAAGCUGCUCCUUUCGCCCGUUCCUGAACUCAAACCCCUGCUUAUCUAUAUCUGGACUCGUAUAUGUGCAGUUGACAGAAGCUGCCAAAAUGAUCUGUUGAAGGACAAUGGCUUUGCUUACUUUGCUAGAGUACUAUCACCUUUCCAGGACGAUGGUGGUUUACAAAUAUCAAACGUAUCUGAGCACAGGGCCAUGUGUGCAUUCAUUUUGUCGUUGUUUUGCAGAGAUUUUAAACCAGGUCAAAUGGCUUGCUUUAAUUCUGGAGUAUUUGAAAUGGUUCUUUCGCAUUUAAAUGAUGAGGACUAUUUGUUGAGACAAUGGUGCGCUCUCAUGCUUGGUCAACUCUGGGAUGGAAAUGACGAAGGUAGAGCAUUAGCUUUGAGGGAAAGCGCGACCGACAGAUUAUGCUUGAUGUUGAAUGACAUUUCACCAGAGGUUAGAUCUGCAGUCAUGUUCGCAUUGGGUACUUUCAUGGGUGCUUCAGGCAGCGUAUGGAAAGACGUAAACAAGCUCCAGCCUGGUGAAGUACCCAGACUCGGAGGUGGUGGUACAGGCCCUCUUCCUGGUAUUUCAAGCCUAGAGCAUUUCACUUUCGAAGUUCACUUGGCAACUGCUGUGUUAGCUGCUAAAGAAGAUGCAUCACCUAUGGUUAGGAAAGAGUUAGUUAUAUUCUGGUCCGCUUUCGUUCGCGAGUGGCAAGGCUGGUUCAGUGUUGCUGCCUACGCUUAUUACGUUUGUGAAAAGCGUGACGAAGCUCGAUUAAUUGGAAACCCAUACAAGCCAUCACUUACUGUUGUUAAGGAAGCUAUUUACGAACAUCAAGGGGAAAAGCUUGGUGAUAAGCUGUUAGAUGAUUUCACGGCUCUUUAUAUGGCCUUAUUGGACAUGACAGUAGAUCCAUAUCCAGAGGUUGGCUCGCAUGCCUGCACAGUUGUCGACUUUAUUCAUGCUUUACUCAUUGAGUCACCAUUGGCCGACUCUGAAGAUUCGGCUCUGUCUCAUAUACCUCCAGUUAAACAAGAUUUUGGUACUGAAGCGGAAGCGACGCAAAGUGCAGCUACAAGUAAGGUUAAGAGCCAACCAACCUCUCCAGCACGUACAGCAACAGCCCCCAAUCUUACGCAGUUCGCUAAGAAUCCGAAUGUAAAGAGUAUGAAGAACGCCCCACCGCUAAAAUCAUCUGGCUCAUUUACAGCUGCCCUCAACAAAUUGACAUCUCUUCCUUCAUUAACCAAUCUCACAAGUCUCAACAGAGGCAACGAAGAACCUGAAGAAGAUCACCCGUCACCUCAUUUUAACCAUGCACUUUACCACUCACCUUAUGUUCCUCAACAAAUUACAAAAAUCAAACCCGAAAGCGAGUCAAGUGAUGUAAAUGCAGAGGCAAGUCGAGCUGGUCAAAUGGCCCAUACACCACCAAGGACACCAUCACCUAAUAUAUUGGAGCAUGGUGUUAACGGAAAUGAUCACGAUCAUCAUAAUGGUGGCUAUGAGGCAUACAAUGAAGAGACUAUGAAUGUCUUUGACGCUGUCACAAUGUUACUUGACGAGGACGAAUAUAGAUUGAGAAGGCGUAAGGAGAAAACGAACGGUGGAAAGUUUCAUCCGUCAACACAAGCAUCUAGUCAUGCCGAUAUACCGGUUACGCCGUUUAGAAAAGAGCUUCAAGCUCAGAUGGGUAUAAUAUUGCCAUUGAAGAGUAGACUGUUUGACUGGUGCUGUGAGUAUUUCACGGAGCCUCAGAUGCGCAACCCCGAAGCUGAAGAGCCCGGUAGCGAGAAGUACAAUGAACAGAUGUGGCGUCGGCAACGAAACGAAAAAGUAGUGAUAGAUACACAAACGCAGGCUGAAGUAGCGACUCGAAGUGAAUGGAGGGAAAACAUCAUUAACAUUCAAGAGCACUAUUUCCCAGUGAAAUUAAAUUUCCAUCAGUUUGAGCCGCAGUUAAUUACUGCUGAUCCUCAUGACGCCAUCUCUAUCUGGGACUGGAAAGAGGGCGUAAGGUUGAACAGAUUUAGUAACGGGAAUCCAUGGGGCAGCAACAUUACCACUGUGAAGCUGAUAAAUGAGGACGAUCAAGCUUUGCUGCUCACCGCCAGUGCUGAAGGUAUGGUGCGUGUAUUCAGAAAUUACAGCACACCAGGAGGUGCAGAGUUGGCGACGUCGUUUAAGGCCAACAGUGAGAUGGUUCCAUCUAGGCAUCCCUCUGGAUUGGUCGCUGAUUGGCAACAAGCGACCGGACAUCUCCUCGUUGGUGGUGACUCACGAGUAAUCAGAUGUUGGGACUCGCAAAGGGAGCUGUUUCACUCUGAUAUUCCCACAACUGCUCAGAGCUGUCUCACUGCUAUCACAUCAGAUCAAGAUAUGGGCAACAUUGUUAUUGCUGGAUUCGGUGAUGGUACAGUUAGAGUUUAUGAUCGUAGAGAGGACUCGCGCAACUCGUGUGUCGCUCACUACAGAGAGCACUUGAGCUGGGUUCAAAACAUCCAUCUGCAAAGAGGUGGAAACAGAGAACUUGCUAGUGGAAGUAUCGAUGGUGAUAUUCGGCUCUGGGAUAUCCGAGCGCAGGCUUCUAUUUCUAGGGUGGAUGCACAUAGAGAGGGUAUGUCAUGCAUCGAUAUGCACGAGCAUGCAAGUGUCCUGGCAACAUCGUCGAUGCCAGAGUUCAACAGCAGUGGUAUAAGAACACAAACAGUCAAGCUAUGGAAAGUAGACUCAGAGGGUAUACUCCCAAGAGGCAGAACUAUAUCAUCAAGACCAUUGGCACCACCAGCAAAAGCUCUGCCGUUCAAUCCAUCAGUCUCGAGUCUCAAUUUCCAUCCAAAUGAAAUGUUAGUUGGUAUGGGCAGCGCUGAUGGCCAAAUAAGCAUCGUUGCUUGUAAUGAAGCAAUGAGUACGCAUGAGGAUAAUUUUAUCUAG
This is a messenger RNA of Wallemia ichthyophaga EXF-994, 4620 nucleotides long. RefSeq names its product WD repeat-containing protein mip1. Gene Ontology annotation, molecular function: protein binding; protein-macromolecule adaptor activity. The coding region runs from base 1 to 4620 and encodes 1539 amino acids. The transcript has 6 exons. Gene Ontology annotation, cellular component: TORC1 complex; cytoplasm. The record is from RefSeq and is a predicted model, not a curated record. Lineage: Eukaryota; Fungi; Basidiomycota; Wallemiomycetes; Wallemiales; Wallemiaceae. Gene Ontology annotation, biological process: cellular response to amino acid stimulus; TOR signaling; positive regulation of cell growth.